Messenger RNA from Schistocerca piceifrons (Central American locust), 1074 nucleotides. RefSeq names its product alpha-aspartyl dipeptidase. The transcript has 7 exons. Gene Ontology annotation, molecular function: serine-type peptidase activity. The coding region runs from base 203 to 931 and encodes 242 amino acids. Gene Ontology annotation, biological process: proteolysis. NCBI's taxonomy places the organism in Eukaryota, Metazoa, Arthropoda, Insecta, Orthoptera, Acrididae. The record is from RefSeq and is a predicted model, not a curated record.
AACCGAAUACAUCAUAAGAUAGGGACAGCUAAUAUUUUCUUUCAAUGUUCUCUGUCCAUCCGAUAAUGUUUCGGACCUUGUUCACGGGGAUGAAUCAUUAUCAUCUGUUACAUGUAUUAACACAGGAGUAGGAAACUGACGAACUGUAACACGCAGUCGUUUUUGUUUCUAGGAACUAUAGGAGUUGUGAAUUGCUGAUGAAAUGGCUGCUUGUACAAAAAACUUACUGCUUUUGUCAACAUCAACUGUUCAUGGAACAGAAUACCUGCAGUAUGCUUCUGAACAUAUAAAGAUCUUCUUAUCAAAGUGGAAUGUGUCAAACAUACUAUUCAUUCCCUAUGCAUUAAAAGAUUAUGAUGCCUACACUAACAAAGCAAGGAAAGCAUUAGAAACUUUUGGCUUCAAAGUUAAAGGUAUUCAUGAAAUGGACAAUCCUGUAUCAGCAGUAGCCAAGGCAGAGGCUGUGUUUAUAGGAGGAGGAAAUACCUUUCAGCUACUAAAGAGCCUAUAUGACAACAAAAUUGUGGAACCUAUUCAACAAAGAGUGUUAAAGGAUGGGAUGCCUUACAUAGGAAGUAGUGCUGGAACAAAUGUUGCUACUGUCAGCAUUUGCACAACAAAUGAUAUGCCUAUAGUGUAUCCACCAACUUUCCAGGCACUUUCACUUGUACCUUUUAAUAUCAAUCCACAUUAUUUGGACCCUGACCCUUCUUCCAAGCACAUGGGGGAGACACGUGAGGAGCGAAUCAGACAGUAUCAUGAAAUUUCUGGAAUGCCACCUGUCCUAGGAAUGAGAGAGGGGUGUAUUUUGCAUGUGGAAGGCAAUAAAGCUGUUCUUAAGGGAUUAUGUGGAGCAAAAUUAUUUAGUCCUGCAAAGCAGCCUAAAGAACUGGAUGUUGGAGCAGACGUUAGUUUCCUGCUGCAAAUUUAAGUUUAUUCUUCAGCUCUUUACCCCUCUUAUCAGUGCAGGAACUGUAAAGGAAAUGUUAAUGGAGAAGAUAAGGAUAUCUACUUGCACCAAUUAACAACACGAUUAUAAUAAUAAAUGUCUUGGUGGAGAACCAUGUUAUUUUA